Molecule: messenger RNA, 2652 nt
Organism: Nipponia nippon (crested ibis)
Lineage: Eukaryota; Metazoa; Chordata; Aves; Pelecaniformes; Threskiornithidae
Source: RefSeq, a predicted model, not a curated record
AUGCCGCGGGCCGGGACAACGCAGUGGGGCAAAGCUUGGCACGUGGAUGCCACAGCGGGCAGCUGUGCCAGACCCUGCCGCAGCGAGGACCGGUGGCCCUGGCGUGGUGACAGCCGCCUCUAUGUUCCCGGUGACCUCCCUGAGCGCUCCCCGGCGCGCGGGGGCCGGGGGGCGGGCGGGGGCCCCCCCCCCCUGCCGCUGGCAUCGACGUCGCAGGGGGUGCAGGUGAGACGCUUCAAGACGCUGAGCGAGCUGAUCGCCCUGUACCUGCAGCCCAACCAGGGGCUGGUCUGCACCCUCCUCUUCCCCGUCGAGAGGGAGAAGGAGAAGGAGGCCGCGGAGGACAGGGACUACUCGGAUGGGGAGGAUGAAAAGCCGCCGUUACCGCCACGCUCCGGCUCCACCAGCUUCUCCGGCGCCUCGGCGGGGCUCAGCCCCACCGGCCUGGGGCCGGCCGUGCCGGAGGGGACGGCGGAGAGGUGAGGCACCAACGGCCUGAGCAGCAUCUCCCACGAGUACCUGAAGGGCAGCUACACGCUGGACCUGGAGGCGGUGAAGGGGGGGGCCAGCAGCCUCCCCCACCUCAACAAGACCCUUGUCACCUCCUGCAAACGGCUGCACAGCGAGGUGGACAAGGUGCUGGCGGGGCUGGAGAUCCUCUCCAAGGUGUUUGACCAGCAGAGCUCCCCCAUGGUCUCCAAGAUCCUGCAGCAGACGGCGGGGCAGAGCGGGGAGCAGGAGCUGGAGAGCCUGGUGCUGAAGCUGUCCGUGCUGAAGGAUUUCCUCUCCAGCAUCGAGAAGAAGGUGAGGCUGGGGGUCCCGGCACAAAGCUCUCGGCGUCCCCGGGGGCGGUGGCGGGGCUGGGUGCCGGGGGCGGCCCCUCUCCCCGCCGCAGCACCCGGUGUCCCGCCGCAGGUGAAGCUGGACGUCACCCUGGGGGACCUGACCAAGAUCGGCAAGUCGCAGAAGUACACGCUGAGCGUGGACAUGGAGGGGGGGAAGCUGGUGGUGCUGAAGAAGCAGAAGGACUCCCAGGAGGACUGGAACACCUUCACCCACGACAAGAUCCGGCAGCUGAUCAAGUCCCAGCGGGUGCAGAACAAACUGGGCAUCGUUUUCGAGAAGGAAAAGGAUAAAACGCAACGGAAAGACUUCGUUUUCGUCAGCGCCCGGAAGCGAGAGGCUUUCUGCCAGCUCCUGCAGCUGAUGAAGAACAAGCAUUCCCACCAGGACGAGCCCGACAUGAUCUCCAUCUUCAUCGGCACCUGGAACAUGGGCAGCGUGCCCCCGCCCAAGAGCAUCACGUCGUGGUUCACCUCCAAGGGUUUGGGGAAGACGCUGGACGAGGUGACGGUCGCCAUCCCCCACGACAUCUACGUCUUUGGCACCCAGGAGAAUUCCCUGGGGGACAAGGAGUGGGUGGAUUUCCUCCGCGCCGUGCUGAAGGACUUCACGGAGGUCGAGUACCGCCCGGUGGCCAUGCAGUCCCUGUGGAACAUCAAGGUGGUGGUGCUGGUGAAGCCGGAGCACGAGAACCGCAUCAGCCACGUCAGCACCUCCAGCGUCAAGACGGGGAUCGCCAACACCCUGGGCAACAAGGGAGCCGUGGGCGUCUCCUUCAUGUUCAAUGGCACCUCCUUCGGCUUCGUCAACUGCCACCUCACCUCCGGCAACGAGAAGACGGCACGGAGGAACCAGAACUACCUGGACAUCCUGCGCCUGCUCUCGCUGGGGGACAAGCAGCUGAGCUCCUUCGACAUCUCCCUCCGCUUCACCCACCUCUUCUGGUUCGGGGACCUCAAUUAUCGCCUGGACGGCGCCCGCAUCCUCUGGAAGUCCUCCCCCGAGACUCACAUCAACUGCAACGCCUACGGGUGCACGGACGACAUCGUCACCAGCGACCACUCGCCCGUCUUUGGCUCCUUUGAGGUGGGGGUGACGUCCCAGUUCGUCUCCAAAAAAGGGCUCUCCAAGUCCUCCGAGCAGGCGUACAUCGAGUUCGAGAGCAUUGAGGCCAUUGUGAAGACGGCCAGCCGCACCAAGUUCUUCAUCGAGUUUUACUCCACCUGCCUGGAAGAGUUCAAGAAAAGCUUCGAGAACGACAGCCAGAGCAGCGACAACAUCAACUUCCUCAAGGUGCAGUGGUCGUCGCGGCAGCUGCCCACGCUGAAGCCCAUCCUCUCCGAGAUCGAGUACCUGCAGGACCAGCACCUCCUGCUCACCGUCAAAUCCCUCGACGGCUACGAGUCCUACGGGGAGUGCGUCAUUGCCCUGAAGUCCAUGAUCGGCAGCACGGCGCAGCAGUUCCUCACCUACCUGUCGCACCGGGGCGAGGAGACGGGCAACAUCCGCGGCUCCAUGAAGGUCCGGGUGCCCACCGAGCGCUUGGGCACCCGCGAGAGGCUCUACGAGUGGAUCAGCAUCGAUAAGGACGAGACGGCGGCCGGCAAAGGGAAGGUGCUGCUGGGUGCCAGAGCCAACCAGGACUAUGCCAAGUACGGGGACAGGGCUCGGGGGGAGGGGCUGGUGCGCAACGGCUGGGACGACCUGGAGUUCCUCAGUGACAUCACGGAGGAGGACCUGGAGGAGGCCGGCGUGCUGGACCCCGGCCACAAGCGCGUCCUCCUGGAGAGCCUCCAGCUCCGCAAAUAG